Messenger RNA from Mugil cephalus (flathead mullet), 3557 nucleotides. It is a transcript of the gene npnta, whose product is annotated as nephronectin a. Lineage: Eukaryota; Metazoa; Chordata; Actinopteri; Mugiliformes; Mugilidae. The transcript has 14 exons. Gene Ontology annotation, cellular component: membrane. The coding region runs from base 290 to 2179 and encodes 629 amino acids. Gene Ontology annotation, molecular function: calcium ion binding. The record is from RefSeq and is a predicted model, not a curated record.
UGCGCUCCCUUCCCGGCAGAGUGCGUCCCGCUCCACACACGUUCGCGCACACACCGGAGUCACUCUGCCUCCAGGCAUCGGGCUGGUUUCUCUCCCGUACCUCCCGAGUAUCGCAGAUGAGCAGUCUGGAGGACGCCUGCAGACCCUUGCUGCCCGUGCACCUCCAGCGCGCGUUAAAAAAACUCCGCUGUUUGUUUUUUCUGUAAUUGUUUUCUCCGUUGUUUUCUCAACUCGGUGCGUUUGGAUUACGGAGAAAAGCAGCGCGGCGCGGACGCACAACUCCCGAAUCAUGGAAUUAUGGAUAAAGUUGAUGUUGUUGCAUUGCUGCUUUUUUGCAGCAAGUGCAGACUUCGACGGCAGGUGGCCGCGGCAGAUGGCAUCAUCCAAUGGCCUGUGUCGAUACGGGGCCAGGGUGGACUGCUGCUGGGGAUGGACGCGCCGAUCCUGGGGUCACUGCCAGCCUCUCUACGCCUUAACUCACAGAGUAGUCGGGAUAAGGUGCCAGCCCCAAGCUGUGUGCCAGCCGGGCUGUAAGCAUGGAGACUGCGUGGGACCCAAUAAGUGCAAGUGCCACCCCGGCUUCACCGGCAAGACCUGCAAUCAAGAAGAAACUGUGGACUAUUUAACCCCACCAGUGUGGGCUGAUCACCUUCCUAUCUUUCUCCCCGUGGACCAUCAACCAGCGAGGGUGGUGACGGAGGACCUGAACGAGUGCGGGCUGAAGCCGAGGCCCUGUAAACACAGGUGCAUGAACACGUAUGGAAGUUACAAGUGCUACUGCCUGAACGGCUACAUGCUGAUGCCUGAUGGAACAUGUGGAAGCGCUCGCACUUGCGGCAUGGCCAACUGCCAGUACGGCUGUGAGGUGCUGAAAGGGGAGGUCCGAUGUCAGUGUCCGUCGCCGGGGCUGCAGCUGGCUCCGGAUGGAAGAACCUGCGUGGACGUGGAUGAGUGCGCAGCAGGGAUAGCAGUGUGUCCCAGGUUCAGGAAAUGCAUCAACACCUUCGGUAGCUACAUCUGCAAGUGCCACGAGGGGUACGACCUGCAGUACGUCAAUGGGAAAUACCAGUGCAUAGAUGUUGAUGAGUGCUCUUUAGGUCAGAGCCACUGCAGCAGCUUCGCCACCUGCUACAACACGCCGGGCUCCUACAAGUGUAAAUGCAAAGACGGCUACAGGGGGAUGGGCCACGACUGUAAACCCAUUCCAAAGGUGGUUAUUGACCCACCGAGACCAGGCAAACUGCCUCCGACUCAUCACAACCACAUCCCAGACAUGGAUCAGAAGAGGACCACCACCGUCCGUACGCCAGUCACUCCAAAGAGAAUCUUCACCGUUAUCCCCAAAUUGCCAUCAACCACCACCACCGCCGCCGCCAUCGUGACUACGACAACCACGACUAAAGCGCCUCCCAGGAGGGUCGCGCCGCCUCCACGCAAACCACCAGUUCCAACCAGGAAGCCCUUUGUCCCCACUAGGAAGCCGUCGAUACCGACACGCAAGCCCUACGUCCCGCCAAGGCCCGUGGCCCCCACCAGACAGCCCCCGACGCCUCCACCGGCCACGCCGGUGGACAACACCAUCCAGAAGGAGGUCACCAAGCAGAGAGGGGACGUCCACAUUCCUAGGAACCCUGGCCACAACACUGUCCUCGACAUUGACUUUGACAUUGAACUGGGCAACACAGCGGACGAAGCCAAGGAUGACCCAGACUCGGGGUAUCUGAGCUGUUCCUUUGACGACGGCCUUUGUGGUUGGAUCAGGGACAAAGACGGCGACCUGCACUGGGAGACGACGCCCGAUCCGUCAGGUGGGAGGUAUCUCACCAUUCCUGAAGCAGGAAACAAGAGGACUGGACGCGGGGCCCGGCUGGUCCUCCCGCUCACCCCUCCCUGGAACGACGGCAAUCUGUGCCUGUCGUUUCGGCACAAGCUGGCGGGUCACCACGUGGGGAUGCUACAAGUGUUCGUGAAGAAGGGAAAACAAUACAGUCCAGCAGUGUGGGGUCGAACAGGUGGGAACGGCUGGAGGCACACCCAAAUCACGUUAUGGGGCACAGGCCUAGAAAGUGUGAUCCUAAAGGGGGAGCGCGGGCGAGGCCGGAGUGGGGAGAUGGCCGUGGACGACAUCACCUUGAGGAAAGGCUCCUGCACGGAGGAGCACAACCUGAGGAGACUCUGACUGACAGAACGGAGAAAGCCAGAGCGAAAACAAGAGGGAAAAUCAUCUCAAAGAGAACUGGCUCUGUUGUGACGUCCCCUCGGUCCGCCUGUCUGCUCACUGAUCCCCUCCCUCAACCCGGCCGCCAUCCAUCUUAACAAUAACCCGAAAAAUUGUGUGUCUGCAGAACAGUGGGUUUCUCUCUCUCUCGACUGUCCAUGAAUAAAAGGACCGAACCUAAUCUCAUGGGCGGAUCCCGGCAGCACACCCCAAUCUUCUCGGCCUCCCCGUCACUCCAUCGGCUCGAUACUCUGAAACCUGCAUGCACCUACUUACCAUGGAAAUGCAGCCCUGGUAGCCUCCCAGCCACAGCGCUGGGAGUUCACUACAUUUCUUCAUGGAUGGAGGAUUGCUCCUUCUUUUAGGAGUCCACUUUUGCUUUGCUUUGAGCCUUUAACCACAGUGCAUUGCUUUUCAUUUGCGUAUUGGUAAAACAUGUGACCGGGGUUGCUUUUUGUGAUUAUUUCGACCUGUAAAAUAUCCAAAAUACACAUUUCGUUGGGGGUUAGACUGAAAAAACUGUAUGUAAAAGACAAAUUGUAUAUAUCCAAAUUAGGUCUGAAUCCAAAUUCCUCCAAGUCUGAUGUGGACACAGUGUAUAAAACCAAAAAGUGAGUCAGUUUAGCCCUGCUUUCGUUGGUCUAAUCAGAAUUUCUGGCAGCUUUACUCUCAACAACAGCUUUACCGUCGUUGCCACUCAAAGAUCUGCUCAGUAGCCUGGAGCUUAAAUAUUUAGCACCUUUUCUUUCCCAACUUUUUUUUUUUUGUCAGAGCUCCUUGAUAAAACUCCCAACUCUCAUGUUCUUCACACACUUGGAAGCGUGCAAAACCAGAAUCAGCGCGCAAUUUUUGACACUCGCGAAUCAACACCUGCUUUCUAUUAAACGUGUACAUGUUUUGUUAACAUAAACUGAGCGCAGUUUGUUACAAAGACAAUGGUGCCAACGACUUUUUAGGCUCUCACAAACUGUAUUAUUGUAAAUGUAGUCGUGUGUACAUACUCUAUACGAUCCCGUUUGCUGUGUGGUUUCUAUGUUACGUAAACUCCUCCGUGGAUAUUAAUUGGAGUACAAGUGGUUGCCAUUUCAGAUUUUAAUUAAAGGACUCAUGCGCAGAUGGGAACCUUGUGUCGCGCAAGGCUGUGUUUAGCAAAAAGUGUGUGUGUUUGUGUGGUGUAACGCUCUGUCUGUGACUUGCAUAGCACGUUGCCGCCUAUUGUAUGCUGUGAUAAUGAAGGGCAUCAGCUGGAGGUUAAAGGUCUUCUGUAUGCAUGGUUGCAUUCACAAAAAUUCGAUUUUAUCCGAGUACCAGUAUGUAAAUAAAAUACAUUUGACUGAUA